AUGACGGUUGCCACCAGCGACCCUGCAGAUGAAGCAGCGGCGCAUUCAGGUCAGCCUCAUGAACAAUAUGACCCUGAGCAGGAUCACGAAUGUUGUGAAAGGGUUGUCAUCAACAUCUCAGGCUUACGCUUUGAGACCCAGCUCAAGACACUCUCCCAGUUUCCAGAGACUCUGCUGGGUAAUCCCAAAAAAAGAAUGAGAUAUUUUGACCCUCUCCGAAAUGAAUACUUUUUUGACCGCAAUCGUCCAAGUUUUGAUGCUAUCUUGUAUUAUUACCAAUCGGGAGGGAGGCUACGUCGCCCUGUCAACGUGACACUGGACAUUUUUUCUGAAGAGAUUCGGUUUUAUGAAUUGGGGGAGGAAGCUAUGGAAAUUUUCAGGGAGGAUGAAGGUUUCAUAAAAGAGGAGGAGCGACCACUGCCAGAGAAUGAGUUUCAGAGACAAGUGUGGCUUCUGUUUGAAUACCCAGAGAGUUCAGGCCCAGCUCGAAUCAUUGCCAUCAUCUCUGUUAUGGUGAUUCUUAUCUCUAUUGUCAGCUUUUGCCUGGAGACACUGCCUCUUUUCCGAAAUGAAGAUAGGGAGACUUACAACAAUCACUUUCAGUUGAAGUCCAACGUCACUGCUAGGUAUGACAGCUCAUCAUAUUUUACAGAGCCUUUCUUUAUUGUGGAGACCCUCUGCAUCAUAUGGUUCUCUUUUGAGUUCCUUGUUAGGUUUUUUGCCUGUCCAAGCAAAGCUGGAUUUUUUGGUAACAUCAUGAACAUCAUAGAUAUUGUGGCUAUCAUCCCUUACUUCAUCACCCUGGGCACAGAGCUUGCAGAGAGGCCAGAGGAUGGCCAGACAGGCCAGCAAGCUAUGUCCUUGGCUAUCCUUCGUGUCAUUCGUCUUGUAAGAGUGUUUCGAAUCUUUAAACUCUCACGCCACUCCAAGGGGCUCCAGAUCCUAGGACAAACUCUAAAGGCCAGUAUGCGGGAGCUUGGCCUCCUAAUCUUCUUCCUGUUUAUUGGUGUAAUCCUCUUCUCUAGUGCUGUCUACUUUGCAGAAGCAGAUGAGCCAGAUUCACAGUUUAGCAGCAUCCCUGAAGCCUUUUGGUGGGCAGUGGUUUCCAUGACCACCGUUGGCUAUGGAGACAUGGUACCAACAACCAUUGGAGGAAAAAUUGUGGGAUCCCUCUGUGCAAUUGCUGGUGUGCUGACUAUCGCCUUGCCUGUGCCUGUCAUUGUGUCAAAUUUCAAUUACUUCUACCACAGAGAGACUGAAGGUGAGGAACAGGCACAGUAUCUAAACACCCCAAGCGUGCCUAAAGCCAGCUCAGCUGAUGAGCUGAAGAAGAGUGGACGAAGUGGCAGUGGAUCCACUCUCAGCAAAUCCGACUAUGUGGAGAUCCAGGAGACUGUGAACCACAGCACAGAGGACUUCAGACCGGAGAGCAAGAAAACAGGAAACUGCACACUGGCUAACACUAACUAUGUAAAUAUCACUAAAAUGCGCACAGAUGUAUAAAAUGAGCCGUGAAAGAUGAUCCUCUUAGACUUAAGCUGAAUGAUAGAUGGAUGUUUCCCUCUGCUGAAGAAUUAUGCUAUCCAGUACAGGCGCAACGAACAGAGGGGGUGGAAAAUUACCUUGCAGAAAGGGUUUAUGGAGAAGACCUCAUUUUGUCCCACAUCUUGUGGACUAAUCAGUGCAUAUUGUAAAACUGCCACUUGUCUUUAGCACAUUUUGUCUGCAUGGAGUUAGAAUCACAUAACAUCAGUUUAUAACAGUAGUCGUCCUGCUUGCAACGGUAGCCAAGUAGUAGCUAAACCAGUA
Nematolebias whitei (Rio pearlfish) is the source of this 1809-nucleotide messenger RNA. It is a transcript of the gene kcna2b, whose product is annotated as potassium voltage-gated channel, shaker-related subfamily, member 2b. The transcript has a single exon. Gene Ontology annotation, molecular function: protein binding; delayed rectifier potassium channel activity. Gene Ontology annotation, biological process: protein homooligomerization; potassium ion transmembrane transport. The coding region runs from base 1 to 1503 and encodes 500 amino acids. Gene Ontology annotation, cellular component: dendrite; voltage-gated potassium channel complex; axon terminus. The record is from RefSeq and is a predicted model, not a curated record. Lineage: Eukaryota; Metazoa; Chordata; Actinopteri; Cyprinodontiformes; Rivulidae.